AACGUUAUGUUACGUCCAAUUAAAAUAAAAUGUAAGGGCGGGCGGCCACGUGGACUCGUAGAGGGAGGGUGCGUGCGGGGUGACUGAGGCCGCGGAUCGAUGCUCCCGGUCCGUCAGUGCCGCGACAGACUCGGGCAGAGCGGCUCGGUGCCGCAAAGACAAGCCAGCGCCACGGAGCACGUGCGCGCGCCCGCGUUAGCGCGCCGCCGAGGGCGCGCUCUACCUCUACACACACAUCGACGACAUGGACGCUCUCUCCGAUGACGACGAAUAUGUGUGCCGAGAGCCCCAGAUUAGCAGCCUGGUGGCGACUCGGGGCGAAGCGGCGGCGGGCGGCGCGGCGGUGCAGCGUGUAGGCGCCGCCGUUUGCUGCGCCGUGGAACGCUUCGUGGCCGUUGGAGAGACCAUCGCAGAUGACAAUCCAGAUGUACGUCACAGCAUGGUGCUAGCGUGCAAGGAAGCUCGGGCUGCAGGUCGUGCAAUAGAGCGUGUGUGCGCAGGUGCUGAUGGCGCAGGUAUGGUGUCGGCGGCGCGCGCUUUGCUCGCUUCCGUCACAAGAGUACUCUUAUUAGCAGACAUGGUCGUCGUGCGACAACUCCUCCUCGCUAAGGAUAAGGUGGCGCGGUCGUUAGAUCGCUUAGAGUCCGUGUCUAACUUUGCGGAGUUCGUGCGCGCUUUCACGGAAUUCGGAGGGGGAAUGGUAGAACUGGCAAGACUAACAGCAGAAAGGAGAGCAGACCUUCGUGAUGAAAGAAGAAAGGCUCAAGUAGCCGCUGCGAGAAAUGUCCUAGAAAGGUCAACCCUCAUGCUUCUCACCUCGUCUAAGACUUGCUUGCGGCAUCCGGGCAGUGCAUCCGCGCGGGAAAACCGCGACACGGUCUUCUGUCAGAUGAGGCGAGCGAUGGACCUCAUUCAUUACGUCGUGCGAGACGGGCUGCCGGGUCACGAGGAGCAUUCCCACGAGUUGCAACCUUUUUCGGAUAGUCACGAGCAGGCUGCGCAAUGGGAGGCGGGUACGGCGUUAGGCGCGCUACGUGGACUAUCGACGCAAGUUCGGACAGCAAGAGCCAGGGGUGGCGCCGACGCAGGAAGGAGGAGAGCGCUCGCAGCUACACUUAGAGCUCUCGUCGAACGGACGCACGACUUCACUGACUCGGCAUAUACCUCACAUGAGCACAGGCAAAGGAUACUCGCACUCGCCGAAAGAAUAGCCUAUGAGCUCGAGAGACUUGUUGCUGUCGCUGUGUCAUUAGAAGAACAAGGUGGUAGUGGAGCUGCUCUAGAGAGCGCGUGUACGGGAGCUACGAGUGCAGCUUCCGAACUCGAGCGUGCCUUGGUGUCUGCUGCAAGAGAACAGGCCCGAGACUUGUCAUCACUCGCAGACGACGCGAGGAAACUUGCCUCCGACCUUGCACAUAUAGCUAGUUCCUGUGGUGAGAGAGAAUCAGAGAGACUGCACAAUAUAGCGAGCCAGUUGCACGAGCAAUUAGAUCACAUAAUUGAGGUUUGCAAAUUACUCAGACAUAUAGCGAUGUCGGAAACGUUACAAGUGAGCGCAAAGUUUGCUGAAAUAAAUUUGCGGAUAUAUGGGCCACAAGUAGUGACGGCGGCGCGGACGUUGGCGGCGCACCCGAGCAGUGCGGCGGCGCGCGAGAAUCUUGAUGUGUUUGUAGACAUGUGGGCGUGGCUGCUCGCUGACGCAGCGCGCCUCGCGAAGGAGCUGCUCGACUUGACAGACGAAAGACCCGACAAACAACAGUAUAGUAGUCUGCCGAGGCCUGGAAAACAUGGAACGACAAGUAAACCUUUAAAAGCCGUACGAUUAGAUUCCGACGAACAAGCGAAGAUUGCCAAAUCAGGCUUAGAAAUGAAAAUGAUGUCUUCUGAAAUGGACGCCGAGACUGAAAAAUGGCAAGGUGCUGACGAAAACAACGACAUUGUGAAGAGGGCAAAGAAUAUGUCUUCCAUGGCCUUCGCUAUGUACCAGUUCACUAAAGGUGAAGGUCGUCUCAACACUACACAAGACCUCUUCACACAAGCCGAAUACUUUGCGGAAGAAGCUAAUAGAUUAUACAAAAUCAUUCGUCAAUUUUCCUAUCAGGUACCCGCUGGGACAAUAAAAAAAGAGCUGCUAGAACAUUUAGAUAAAGUCCCAACAUACGUACAGCAACUUCAGUUUACGGUGAAGGAGCCGACGGUAGGCAGAGCCGCUACUUUUAGCAAAGUCGACAACGUCAUCCAAGAGACCAAGCAUCUUAUGAAUGUUAUAAGCAAAGUCGUCACUACGUGCUUCGACUGUGCGAAUAAGGGUCUUAUACCGUUGGACAAAGCGAUAAACAAAACCUCAACAAAUACAGGGGGCGAUUCGUACAAACUGGACUUCACGGGCCUCUCGGCCGCCGGCGCCGGCCGGGGAAGUUCCCGAGACGAGGAGGCGGCGGGCGGCGGCGGCGGCGACGCCAAGCCGGGAGGGAGCUCGUCCGACACGGCCAUGUGACAGUACGGCAUGGGCCGGCGCGGCAAGGGCGAUGCGCGCCGGACCAGGGUCAGCUUCCUCUUGUUUUAAGAACAACGUCUUAAAACAAACUCGUCGCCUCUGUCGGCUGGACAAGCAGUGGAGUGAUAGAUGCUUUUCUAUAUUACCUUUUUACCAUGCUCUUGGGCUCAAUUUAUUUAUUUUAUUAACUGAUAAAUAUUACUUAAUUUCAAAGAUGUUGAAAAUUUUAAGAAGAAAAGCCGCUGACAAAUAUGAACUGUCUACGUAUUAUAGGUACGUAUACUACGUUGAUAAAACUGAAUUAUAAUAGAUUGCUAUAAAAAUGUUUUUAUGCCAUCAAAACGCAAACACGUAAGUCUCUGCCACGUCCAGUGUUUGUCCUAGGCGCCACAUAUAUCGAGUUUAUAUUUAUUAUUUCACAAAAUGAGUGAUAAAAAAUACGCUGAAAAGAUAUUUGAACCCAUAUCGUUACGUUGAUAUGGAAAUAAGAACAGUGUGUUAUUUUUGAUGUAUUUAUUUUCGAGUGGCGCCGAAACCGACCUAUAAAGUUGUUAAUGUGUUGAAUAACUCGCCAACCGUUGCGAUUAUUUAACGUAUUACAACUAAUUUAAAUUUAAGAUGAACAGUACGAUAUAGUUAUAAGUUAAUUAGACCACUUGCGACACACAAAAAGCGAAAUAUUUAAAAUAAGAUAAUGUAAACAAUGAACGCAAUCGCGCGGACACGACGCAUUUGGCUGUGGUUCUAACGUAAUAAUUGUAUUGCCAUGUAAUAGUUUUAUAAGAAAAUAAUUUGUUACACGCGUCAUACAUUUUCACUAUUCUAUAUGAUUAAGAAUAAAUAAAUAAAAUCGCUAAUAACUACCGAUACCCACGUUCUAAUUAUUAUAAACGUAAUGAAAGAGUGAAAUCGUACAAUAAUAAUUACGAAGAUUUGUUAACACUAUAAUAAUGUUACACCUUUUACAUGAAUACGUAAACAUCACACAGUCGAGCCUAUUUUUAUGUUAUCCCUUUUCUAGCUUAUAAAUUAUUUCCGAUGUUAACACGUACAUGUAUAUAUGUACAUAUAUUAUAUCCAUACUAUGAUAAUUUAUCUAUAAGAUCUCUUAUGCACCCUGCACUUUCCGUGUUCCUGUCGCACUUUAUUUUCGCUAAAAUGCACGCGGCUUCCUUGUUUUUGUUUGGCAUUUAUGUGUUUAGAUAUACCAUACAUGUUACGUCACUAACUUUAUACUUUCAUACAUAUUGUAUACAUAAUAACUCUUCAUUUGAUGUUUUCGCAUACUUAUCAAUGUUGUAACGAUUUGUACCUAUAUUUUAGACACAAUAUCAAAAUGCUCUAAUUGCCAGUGGCGCGAUGGUCAGUCAUUGCAUGAUUGUAAAAUAAAAAAAAAAAUGUGUAGAUGUGUGUUGCAUGUGUGUACGUUAUAAUCGUAUUUGAUGUCGUACUUCAUCUUUCCGACGGGAGGAUGUUUAGUAUUAAGAUGGGGGAAUUUGACUCUGGUGGCUGACUGUGCUCCCAAUUUGCCCAUGAAACGCUCAGUGUUAUAUAGACCCGAUGGAAUCAAAGCGCAAACGAUGACUCUAAAAGGAAAAUAUUGCGAAAUGUCGAAUGUCAAAUGGAAUAAUUGUUCAAAUGAAACUCGUUUCGGUGCGGUGACAGUAAUAUGAAGGCCAAAUUUGACAACGUUACAACAUGAAACGCUUCUGCGUUCAAACCCCAAAAGAAGGCGCGUAUGAGCGCGUUCGUAGUCAAAUUUCAAGGUCAAAUUGGAGUACACCAUUACUACAUGCAACAUUUCAGACGCAAAAAUAGUUCACUGCUGCUAUAUAUCAAUCUAACUACUCAGGCUUGCAACUUGCAACACUUGCAAUGCUUCUCUAUCUGAUUUGUAAAUGUGAAUUAAAGUGGAUUUGACAUUAGACAUUUGCAAGAAUCGAAUGAAGGUAUGUGACAUGUGUAUAUGGACAUGUGUAUAUGGACAUGUGUAUAUGGACAUGUGUAUAUGGACACGACAUUGCACUCAUAACUUGCAUGCUACUGUGUGUCUGCGGCUGCAACGCUCUGCUACGAAAACAUCGCUAGGCAUGACAGCCAUUUAUAACAGCAAUUUGAAACAAAUGAUAAAUCGUCACGGCAAUAAAAAACAUAUCAAACGUUGUAGAUAAUAUCAUUUCUGUUUGUCAGAAAUGACGAAUCGUUAUUUAGUAUUUAAGAAUAAACCACUCGAUAAUAAAUAUAAAUAUUAUACAUAUACCGACGAACGUGCCUAUUAGAAUGAAUUGCACCAGUUUAAGUACAUAUUUAGCUAUACAAAAAAAAACGGGAUUAUAUUUUUCGACAUUCAUGAUUAUUUUUUAAAUAAUACGAACGAUGUCAAAUAUAUAACUAGAAUAAUAGUAGAGUUAAAACUAAAAGAGUUUUGAUGUUAUCGAUUCAAAUCGAUUCGGUCAUCGAUAUCUAUCGAUUCGAUAAUUGUUUGUGUUACCUACUUUGUUAUAACGUUUAUUUUAUUAUAAAUAUAUGAAUUCGAUCAAAGUAUCUGCGCUAACGCUACCUCGUAAUCGGAUAAUGAGUUAGAGUAAAUCGCUAGCAUCAGUUCAUGUUUAAUUAGAUUUAAUGAUAUUGACGUGUUAUGUAUUGUAGUUUGUGCUCGAUGUCCGCUGUCUAUGGUCUAUAUAACACUUUCUGUUUCCGUAACCUUUAUUACUUUGUAGUCACUACUAUGGUCUAAGAGUCGUUGUUAUAUAAUGUUAAUAACAAGCUAAUUUUAUAUUAUUGAUAAGAUAAUCUAAUUUUUAUUAUUUUGUUAUUAAUAAUAAUUAAAAUUCGAUUUAUAUAAAAAAAUAAU
Messenger RNA from Vanessa atalanta (red admiral), 5351 nucleotides. RefSeq names its product alpha-catulin (gene alpha-Catr). Bases 245 to 2497 code for a protein of 750 amino acids. Gene Ontology annotation, molecular function: actin filament binding. The transcript has 15 exons. NCBI's taxonomy places the organism in Eukaryota, Metazoa, Arthropoda, Insecta, Lepidoptera, Nymphalidae. Gene Ontology annotation, biological process: cell adhesion; Rho protein signal transduction. The record is from RefSeq and is a predicted model, not a curated record.